This is a messenger RNA of Moneuplotes crassus, 927 nucleotides long. The record is from the annotation of a GenBank genome assembly. Lineage: Eukaryota; Ciliophora; Spirotrichea; Euplotida; Euplotidae.
AAUAUGACCAAAGUUUUCAAAUUCAUUGCUCUCCUGGCUUUUUUAGCGUUUGUAGAAGCUGAGAUAAGUCCUCAGCUGGAAUCAUUUAGAUCACCUCCAAACUUGAGAAUAGAGCACAAUUUGGUCAAAUAUGAUCGGCAUAUGAAGUAUGUUGUUCCUGCUGCCAGAUCUGUUGGAUUUUUGUAUAACGGCCUCCAAGAAUACAACAUUUCGUUCACUGAAAUGCUUAAUUUCUUGAAUGAUUUGGUGUCACUAAUCCUGGGUAUCUUUCAUUGUGAAAGUCUGAACUGAUUAACUCCUGAAUAUCUAUUGACCAAACUUUUUGAGGAAUUCAGACUUUUUUCGAGAAGUUGGAUAACUGAGUUAGACUAUUGGUACAAAGAGUUUAUAGCGAAGUAUGCAAAGAAAGAGCUUGGAGUUAUUAACAAGAUCAUUGCUACUGAAGGAUUAGCCAUUUAUAUAGAGAAGUCAGACUGUAUUCGCAUGAGAAUUGGACAGUACUUCAUGCCUACUUUUGUAGGCAACGAUACCUCAAAUUGCUCAGAGUAUGAUCAGAUCAUCCACAGUUUCUCUGAACAGCCUGUGGAUCCAGGCAUCGAUUGGACAUCUCUCUGCGUUAAACUCACCAUCACUCUAGCUCUUGCUGUCAUGAAUUACCUCUGUUUAGAACUAGUCCUCCAAGAAUGGAAGAAAACCCAAGAACUAUAUCAGCCACAGUCUAAUGGAAUACCUCUGUCUCAAAUUGAAAAUGACGAUUUUUCAGGUGAAAGCUUCCCAAAUUCACAGCAAUCUCUAGAAGAAAGCAAAGAAGUCACUGACUCAGUCUCAAGUGAAGAGAGGAGGGGGCAUUCCCGCAUUCUUGAUAAUCAAAUCGCACAGGGUCUUCCAAUAAAUGCGGGGUUUUCUUCCUCCCAUAAUAGUUUCUAA